Messenger RNA from Sarcophilus harrisii (Tasmanian devil), 3785 nucleotides. It is a transcript of the gene RABEP1, whose product is annotated as rabaptin, RAB GTPase binding effector protein 1. The transcript has 18 exons. The record is from RefSeq and is a predicted model, not a curated record. Gene Ontology annotation, cellular component: endocytic vesicle; endosome. Gene Ontology annotation, molecular function: growth factor activity; GTPase activator activity. Bases 143 to 2734 code for a protein of 863 amino acids. NCBI's taxonomy places the organism in Eukaryota, Metazoa, Chordata, Mammalia, Dasyuromorphia, Dasyuridae. Gene Ontology annotation, biological process: endocytosis; Golgi to plasma membrane transport.
GCGCAAAGCGCGCUCCGGCGGCUGUCAGGAUGAGGAGGCGGCGGCGGCCGGCGGCCUGGCCCCACGGUUCCCGCGGCGGCCUCGGCGCCCGCUGAGGCCGCACCUGUCCCGGCCUCGGCCUCGCUGUCCGCUCGGGCCGCUCAUGGCGCAGCCGGGCCCCGGAGGAGGAGAGGCCGCGUCCGAUGUUUCUCUCCAGCAGCGGGUGGCAGAGCUGGAAAAAGUCAACGCAGAAUUUUUACGCACAAGACAGCAACUCGAGCAAGAAUUUAAUCAAAAGAGAGCCAAAUUUAAAGAGCUGUACUUGGCCAAAGAAGAGGAUCUGAAGAGACAGAAUGCAGUUCUGCAGGCAGCCCAAGAUGACCUGGGCCACCUCCGGACGCAACUGUGGGAAGCACAGGCCGAGAUGGAGAACAUCAAGGCCAUUGCCACGGUGUCGGAGAACACCAAACAGGAAGCCAUCGACGAGGUGAAGAGGCAGUGGCAAGAAGAGGUCGCCUCCCUGCAGGCCGUCAUGAAAGAGACGGUCCGUGACUAUGAACACCAGUUUCACCACAGGCUGGAGCAGGAGCGAACGCAGUGGGCUCAGUACCGAGAAGCUGCCGAGAGGGAGAUCGCGGACCUCCGCAGGAGGCUGUCGGAAGAGCAGGAGGAGGAAAACCUGGAGAAUGAGAUGAAAAAGGCCCAAGAGGAUGCGGAGAAACUACGUUCUGUGGUGAUGCCGAUGGAGAAGGAGAUAGCGGCUCUGAAGGACAAACUGACCGAGGCUGAGGAGAAGAUCAAGGAACUGGAAGCCUCCAAGGUGAGAGAGCUGAAUCACUACUUGGAGGCCGAGAAGUCCUGUCGUACCGACUUAGAGAUGUAUGUGGCCGUGCUGAAUACCCAGAAGUCCGUCUUACAGGAAGACGCCGAGAAGCUGCGGAAAGAGCUGCACGAAGUGUGCCGCCUGCUGGAGCAGGAGCGCCAGCAGCACAACCAGCUCAAGCACACAUGGCAGAGGGCCAACGACCAGUUCCUGGAGUCGCAGCGGCUGCUCAUGAGGGACAUGCAGCGGCUGGAGGUGGUGCUGACCUCGGAGCAACUGCGGCAGGUGGAGGAGCGCAAGAAGAGGGAUCAGGAGGAAGAUGAGCAGGAAAGAGUCAGCAAGAGGAAGGAGCCCGAGAAGACGGAGGCCGACGAGGAGGCCAGGGUCCCCGUGGUUUUUGCUCCAGUGCAGGACGAGGCCUGCCCCCACUUGGAGGAGGAGCAUCUGGAUAGCGCCCACGGCUCGGUCCACUCGCUGGAUGCCGACCUGCUGCUGCCGUCGGGCGAUCCCUUCAGCAAAGCAGACGGUGACGUGUUCAAGGAUGGCCUUCGCAGGGCGCAGUCCACAGACAGCCUGGGAACCUCGGGGUCCUUGCAGUCCAAAACCCUGGGCUACAACAACAAGGCCAAGUCGGCCGGGAACCUGGAUGAGUCCGACUUUGGCCCGCUGGUGGGAGCCGACUCUGUGAGCGAGAACUUCGACACGGCCUCACUGGGGUCCCUGCAGAUGCCCAGUGGCUUUAUGUUGACCAAAGAUCAGGAAAAGGCCAUCAAGGCCAUGACUCCUGAGCAGGAGGAGACCGCUUCCCUCCUUUCCAGCGUGACCCAGGGGGUGGAGAGCGCCUACGUCUCUCCCAGCGGCUACCGCCUGGUCAGUGAGACUGAGUGGAAUCUGCUGCAGAAGGAGGUGCAGAAUGCUGGGAACAAGCUUGGCCGGCGCUGUGACAUGUGUUCCAACUACGAGAAGCAGCUCCAGGGCAUCCAGUCCCAGGAGGCAGAGACCCGAGACCAGGUGAAGAAGCUCCAGGGGAUGCUCAGGCAGGUGAAUGACCAGCUGGAGAAGACGGCGAAGGACAAGCAGGACCUGGAAGAGAUGAUGAGGCAGAGCGCCGAGGAGUCGGGCCAGCAGAUCUCAGCCCUGGCGCUGCAGACCCGCGCCUCGGAGCUGGCGCUGAGCGAGCUUCAGCAAGCCUUCUCGCAGGCCCAGAGGAACGCCCAAGAGCAGAUGGGCGUACUCAUGCAGUCGCGGGAGCAGGUCUCAGAGGAGCUGGCCCGGCUGCAGAAGGAGAACGAGAGCUUGCAGGGGAAGCACGGCCUUCACCUGGCUUUGCAGCAGGCCGAGGACUUUGUCCUCCCAGAGGCCGCCGAGGAGCUACGGGAGCUGGUGCUGAGGUAUCGCGAGAGCAUGGUGAGCGCACGGACCGCGGCCGACCACGCGGAGGAGAAGCUCAAGGCCGAGAUCCUCUUCCUGAAGGAGCAGAUCCAGGCCGAGCAGUGUCUGAAGGAGAACCUGGAGGAGACGCUGCAGCUGGAGAUCGAGACCUGCAAGGAGGAGAUCGCGUCCAUCUCUAGCCUGAAAGCCGAGCUGGAAAGACUGAAAGCUGACAAGGAGCAGUUGGAAUCGGGCCUCCGAGAGCGGACGGAGCAGCUGGAGAGCCUGCGGCAGGCCGAGAUGACGUUGGAGGAACAGCUCAAGAGGGAGACAGCAGCCAAGACCAACGUGGAGCAGCUGAUGUUUGAAGAGAAGAACAAAGCCCAGCGUCUGCAGACCGAGCUGGACGUUAGCGAGCAGGUGCAGAGAGACUUUGUCAAACUGUCGCAGACGCUGCAGGUCCAGCUCGAGCGGAUCCGGCAGGCAGACUCCUUGGAGAGAAUCCGGGCCAUCCUGAAUGACACAAAACUGACGGACAUUAACCAGCUCCCCGAGACAUGACGGCCCGCGCCACGGACACCCAGACUUCACUUGGGGUUUUUAACUCAUCUUUAUAGCGAUGUUAAUUAUUAUUUAACUCUUAACGGAAGGAUCUGAAGAGAACAGGGAAGGAGCAAAGACUUUGUUGUGCCAGCCGGGCAGGAAAGGACGUCUUCACGGGAGCUUGGUGGCCCUCCCGCGCUUGGCGUCCGGCUUCCCCUGUGGGGCCCUGACCAUUCCCCGAAGCGGUCCGGGGCUUUUGGAACUAUACUGACGGUCCCGAGGAGGACGGCCUGACGGCAGCACCCCUCACUUUCUGCUGGGCCGGGGCCGGUCCGCGACAGUGUUUGGCUAGGAGAUGGGGUGGGUCUGCCGUAGGAAUAUUUUAUAUUAAAAUACGACUUGGCGAGCAGGUGGUUGGAUGGCGAGGGCAGCGCCAGGCCAGUACAAAGCCGCUGUCUUGCCCGGGGGCCCGAGCUCCCACCAACUUCCCCACGUGAACCCGCUUAGGUCAGCGUGGAAGUGUGGCUCCGGGAAUGCACAGAGGUGGGAGAAAAGCACAAACACGUGACCUGGAAGCCCUCGUCCACCCAGAGCCGCCUCCUCAGGAGGACCGCCAUCCGUGGUGGCCAGCCUCCCUCCCCCCCUCGACUUUGCCAUCUCGAAGACUGAAUGUGCCCGGACCCUGCCUGGGGAAAACGGCCGGCUGUUUGUUAAUUUCUGGAGGGCUUUUUUGGUAGCUUUAGAGUGAUAGCUACAUUAAUUGGGGGCAAGCCCUGCCCUGGAGGAAGCGUCCCACUGAGGCCCCUGGAGUGCCCUUGAAAGCCUUGGGAGGCUGCAGAUGGAUCCAAAGGGAAGGGAUGGAGAGGUCCCUGGCAUCCGUUCUGACAGCCGAAGCAGCCCCCCUUUCCCCAUUCUGUACCCCCACUCCCCAGAGACAGAGUAGCGGCCAAGCGCGCCGUCAGUGUCUUGUGCGAUUGUGGCUGUCAAUCAACUGUAACCAUUGUUAACUGUACUGAAGGUGUGUUCUGAAGCGUGUGCGCAUUAAAAACAAAAGCUGCUGCCCACUGGG